Molecule: messenger RNA, 1115 nt
Organism: Puma concolor (puma)
Lineage: Eukaryota; Metazoa; Chordata; Mammalia; Carnivora; Felidae
Gene: SMIM5
Product: small integral membrane protein 5
Source: RefSeq, a predicted model, not a curated record
GAAGAGGAGGCACAGAAGAGACGGGUUCGCCCUUGCAGACCUCCCAGGGGCAGGGCAGCCACAGAGGAGUCUGAAGCCACCCUCGGAGGUCCCAGCAGGGAUUCACUCGGCUGGGCAGGGGCAGCGGUGGCACUGGCUCCCCUGCUUCAGUGGCCGCCCCUUGUAAUUUGACACUUGGAUCUCCAGGACGACCAACAACAAAAAAGCUGAGGCCGAGACAGCAGCUGGCUGUCAGCAGCCAGGAGCUCCACUCCUCUGAGGAAGGCGCCCAGCAGCGGGUCAGGAAAGAGGCAUCCGAGAAGGAAGGAAGAGGUGGUGGCCGGGCGAAGCCAGGCAAGGGAGGCUGCCGGGCUCCCCAGCAUCCGCGGUUGCCCCUCAACCCAACACCUGAGCUCCCAGGUGGGUGGGGACUCCCAGCCCCGUCCCGGUGAGGCCUGGCAGGAGCCCGGCAGGAGCCCGAUGCACCAUGGCAGCCGCCAACUUUGUGCAGGAGAUGCGCUCCAUGGGCGAGAAGUUGCUGCUCAAGCUGCAGAAGCUGCCCCAGGCCGAGCCUGUGGAGAUCGCGGCCUUCUCGGUCAUCCUCCUUUUCACAGCCACGGUGCUGGUGCUGCUGCUGAUCGCCUGCUGCUGCUGCUGCAGGGACUGCUGCUGCCCUGAGCGCAGAGGCAGGAAGGUCCAAGUGCGGCCCAUGAGCCCAUCGUGAGGGACAGAGACGAGGAGGAGAAGCUGGAGAGGAAGCUGCCGAGCCAUGAUCCCACGUGCCAGCCUGGCCCCAGCCCUGGCCCUGCCCGGGAACCCGACACCUGCAGCCUUAUCAAGGAAACAAGGGCUGGUACGGCCACCAAACUCUCACCUGCCAGUGGAUACUGGGUGCCAAGGAGGAGUCACCUGUUUAAAACCUGAGGAAACAAAAACUGGGGAUCCUUUCCCAACUUGCACUUUCUAACAAAACACAGAAGCGGGGGCCCCAUACCUGGAAGGAGAACAGCCUGCAGCGGUGGGGAGCCAGCCCAGAGGAGCAGGCCAACCAGAGGGGCUCUGUGCAACAGCUGCUGGACCCCAAGCUUCCCACCGGAGGGGAGCACGUCAGUAUUCUAGUCCGGUAUUUGCCCGUU